Penicillium olsonii is the source of this 3225-nucleotide messenger RNA. NCBI's taxonomy places the organism in Eukaryota, Fungi, Ascomycota, Eurotiomycetes, Eurotiales, Aspergillaceae. The record is from the annotation of a GenBank genome assembly.
AUGCCUGUGGUGAAUGUCGACCAGCUGGUCCGCCUGCAGCGGAAGCCAGAAGACAUCAGAAAUGACCACGGCAAAACUUCUUUAACUGAUAGUCUCAUUGCUACCAAUGGCAUCAUCUCACCUAAGUUGGCGGGCAAGAUCCGCUACCUGGACUCUCGUCCAGACGAGCAGCUUCGAGGUAUCACAAUGGAAUCUUCCGCAAUUUCGUUGUUCUUCUCUAUGCUGCGCCGUCCAAGCCCGGAUGCUGCGCCAGUGCCUAAAGAGUAUUUGAUCAACCUGAUCGAUUCACCCGGACAUAUCGAUUUCAGCAGUGAGGUCUCAACAGCCUCACGUCUCUGCGACGGAGCAGUGGUUCUUGUUGACGCAGUAGAAGGUGUGUGCAGUCAGACGGUGACUGUGCUGCGACAGACCUGGGUUGAGCAACUGAAGCCGAUAUUGGUUAUCAACAAGAUGGAUCGUCUAAUCACUGAACUGAAAAUGACCCCCGCGGAGGCUUUCUCGCAUCUAAGUCGCCUGUUGGAGCAGGUCAACGCGGUAAUUGGUAGCUUUUACCAGGGCGAGCGCAUGGAAGAUGACUUGCAAUGGCGUGAGCGUAUGGAAGACCGCAUCAAUACUUCUACUUCUCAGAAUCAAGACCGGAAGAAGCACUCGGCAGAUGAUGAAUCCGCAUCUAUCAUCACAGAGACGACAGAGGCAACAGAGUUCGAGGAGCGUGAUGAUGAGGAUCUCUACUUCGCACCUGAAAAGAACAAUGUCAUCUUCUGUAGUGCUGUUGACGGCUGGGCUUUCACCAUCAGGCAAUUCGCCGCAAUUUACGAGAAAAAACUGGGUAUCAAACGCACAGUUUUAGAGAAGGUUCUCUGGGGUGAUUAUUAUCUGGACCCCAAGACUAAGCGUGUCUUGGGAGUGAAGCACUUGAAAGGUCGAGCUCUUAAGCCCAUGUUUGUCCAAUUGGUUUUGGACAGCAUCUGGGCAGCCUAUGCAGCCACCACAGGUGGAGAUAAGGGCAAAGGAGACCCGGUAUUGCUGGAAAAGAUUACUAAAUCUCUCAACAUUAACAUCCCGCCUUAUAUUCUUCGUUCCCGCGACCCUAAGAACAUCAUGACUACUUUGUUCUCUCAAUGGCUCCCUCUAUCUACGGCUUUACUGGUAUCUGUCAUUGAGUAUCUCCCCAGCCCACCGGCUGCCCAAACUGCUCGACUACCAGAGAUGAUCAAGACAUCGCCUGGCUCCGAUUUCAUUUCCGAGGAUAUCAAAAAGGCCAUGGUCGGAUUCAAGACCGGCCCUGAUGAGCCAGUUGUGGCAUAUGUCAGUAAAAUGGUUGCAAUCCCCGAGAGUGAACUCAUGUCGAGCAAAAAGCGAAGUGGGGGCACCAUGACUGCCGACGAAGCCAUGGAGAUUGCCCGCAAAAAGCGAGAGGAGAUCGCAAAGAUGCAGGCUGAAGCCAAGGACGCACAAGGAGAUGAUUUCGAGCGCAUGACAUCAGCUUUCGAAAACACUACUUUGAUUACUGAGACAGAGGAUGAGGAUACUGAAGCAGCCGGAAAGGAGGAAGAUCCUGACCACCUCAUUGGCUUUGCCCGACUUUACUCUGGCACCAUCUCUGUUGGAGACGAAAUCUACGUGCUGCCACCCAAAUUCUCACCCGCCCAUCCCCAUGCCAACCCCGAGCCCAAGAAGGUCACAGUCACAGACCUGUACCUACUCAUGGGCCGAGCCCUCGAGCCUCUCCAGUCAGUUCCAGCUGGCGUGGUCUUCGGAAUUGGAGGUCUUGCAGGAUACGUGCUCAAAACAGGCACUCUAUGUAGCCAAAUUGAGGGCAGUAUCAACUUGGCUGGUGUUUCCUUGAGCACGCCACCCAUUGUGCGAGUUGCCUUGGAACCCACCAACCCGGCCGACCUGAGCAAGAUGGUAACUGGUCUGCGCCUGCUGGAGCAGAGUGAUCCAUGCGCACAGUACGAGCAGCUCCCCAGUGGCGAGCACGUUAUCCUCACAGCUGGUGAACUUCAUUUGGAGCGUUGCGUGACAGAUCUUCGUGAGCGAUUCGCCCGUUGCGAAAUCCAGACUGGUGAAGCUAUCGUGCCCUACCGCGAGACGAUUGUCCAUGGUCCAGAGAUGGCUGCGCCCAAGAAUCCGGACCUUGGCCGAGGAGCUGUUCUGUCUGUUUCUGCUUCUAAACAGAUGACUCUUCGCCUGCGGGUGAUGCCGAUGCCUACGGCCGUGACAGACUUCUUGACAAAACAAGUUGGAACUAUCAAGCAGCUCCAGUUGGAGAAGCGAUCCGAAUCCGAAGGAAAGACAGAGGCUGAAAAGGAGGCCGAAGCCGUUGUAGAUGGAACCGGUGAAGCGCCCGAAGGCCAAAUCCUCUCCAAGCAGGAGUUCCGCGAGGGCCUAGACAAGGUUUUCAACGAGGAAGUUAAAGAAGACAAAGAGCUUUGGAAGAACGUCGUCGAUAGAAUCACUGCAUUUGGUCCCCGUAGAGUCGGCCCCAACGUGCUAGUCGACGCAACUGCCGUCAACACCUGCGACAAAUUCUUGGCCGAUGACAUCAAGCCCCAGAUUGCCGGAGACAACCAACAGGCCCUGCUAGUGCGCGACUUCUGUGACAAGAUUGCCUAUGCCUUCCAACUCGCAACAGGCCAAGGCCCUCUGUGCCAGGAACCCAUGCAAGGCGUGGCCGUUUUCCUAGAGGAGCUAUCUGUUCAAUCCAACAGUGACGAUCUCGACAUGGGUCGACUAACAGGCGAGUCCAUCCGACUCGUCCGCGAAGGUAUCUCGGCCGGAUUUCUAGACUGGAGUCCUCGCAUCAUGCUUGCAAUGUACAGUUGUGAAAUUCAAGCAACAACCGAGGUUCUGGGCCGUGUUUACGGUGUGAUUACCCGUCGCCGAGGCCGUAUUCUCUCUGAAGUCAUGAAGGAGGGUACCCCCUUCUUCACUAUCCUGGCUCUUCUGCCGGUGGCCGAGUCCUUCGGGUUCGCUGAAGAGAUUCGCAAGCGAACUUCUGGUGUCGCGCAGCCGCAGCUUAUCUUUGCCGGCUUCGAGGCACUCGAUGAGGAUCCAUUCUGGGUUCCAGCUACGGAGGAGGAGUUGGAGGAUCUGGGAGAGCUUGCAGACAAGGAGAACGUUGCGAAGAGAUACAUGGAUGCUGUUCGAGGUCGGAAGGGAUUGGUUGUCCAGGGCAGGAAGUUGAUUGACGCCGAGAAGCAGAAGACGCUGAAGAAAUAA